AUGUCUGUUACCGCCUGCCAGGGCCUGGGCUUUGUGGUUUCACUGAUCGGGUUUGCAGGCGUCAUUGCAGCCACAUGUAUGGACCAGUGGAGCACCCAGGACUUAUACAACAACCCAGUGACGGCUGUAUUCAACUACCAAGGCCUAUGGCGUUCUUGUGUCAGAGAGAGCUCUGGCUUCACGGAGUGCCGAGGUUACUUCACCUUGCUGGGGUUGCCAGCCAUGUUGCAAGCAGUACGAGCCCUCAUGAUUGUGGGCAUUGUCCUGGGCGUCUUCGGUAUCCUAGUGUCCAUCUUUGCCCUGAAGUGCAUUCGGAUUGGCAGCAUGGAUGAUUCUGCCAAGGCCAAGAUGACCCUGACCUCAGGGAUCCUGUUCAUCAUCUCAGGAAUCUGUGCAAUUAUUGGUGUGUCUGUGUUUGCCAACAUGCUGGUUACCAACUUCUGGAUGUCCACAGCCAACAUGUAUAGCGGCAUGGGUGGGAUGGUGCAGACUGUUCAGACGAGGUACACCUUUGGUGCCGCUCUAUUCGUGGGCUGGAUCGCUGGAGGCCUCACACUAAUUGGGGGCGUGAUGAUGUGCAUUGCCUGCCGUGGCCUGACACCGGAUGACAGCAACUUCAAAGCUGUGUCUUACCAUGCCUCUGGCCAAAAUGUUGCCUACAGGCCUGGAGGCUACAAGGCCAGCACUGGCUUUGGGUCCAACAUCAGAAACAAGAAGAUCUAUGAUGGGGGUGCUGCCCGCACAGAGGAAGAUGAUCAAUCUCAUCCUACCAAGUAUGACUAUGUGUAA
Molecule: messenger RNA, 789 nt
Organism: Microtus ochrogaster (prairie vole)
Lineage: Eukaryota; Metazoa; Chordata; Mammalia; Rodentia; Cricetidae
Gene: Cldn18
Product: claudin 18
Cellular component (GO): membrane; bicellular tight junction
Molecular function (GO): structural molecule activity
Source: RefSeq, a predicted model, not a curated record